This is a messenger RNA of Notothenia coriiceps (black rockcod), 789 nucleotides long. RefSeq names its product G1/S-specific cyclin-E2-like. NCBI's taxonomy places the organism in Eukaryota, Metazoa, Chordata, Actinopteri, Perciformes, Nototheniidae. The record is from RefSeq and is a predicted model, not a curated record. The transcript has 3 exons. The annotation marks the transcript as partial.
CUUUUGGACCUCUGCAUCUUGGACAUCAACUCCCUGGACUACAGCUACUGCGUUCUCGCCGCCGCCGCAUUCUGCCACUUCUCCUCGUUCGACGUCGUUCAUAAAGUCUCAGGCCUGACGUGGGACUCCGUGGCUCCCUGUGUGCGAUGGAUGAGUCGCUUCAUGGACACGCUGCGGACUCAAACCAAACCUCAACUCAAGAACUUCCCCAAAGUGAAAUCUGACGCGCGGCACAACAUCCAGACACACGUGGCCUACCUGGACCUGCUGAGGAAAUCUCUGGAUCGCCCUGACAGCCCCGAGUGUCAGCUGUCGCCCGUCGCCGUGGGAACGGUGUUGACUCCUCCCAGCAGCACAGAGAAGCCGGCCAAUCACUGAGCAGCGCAGAGGAACUGGCCAAUCCGUGAACGGCACGCGACCAAGAGGACGCGCCCCUCCGUACAGUGUUCGACUCGUCAGUGAGACGGGAUUUUAAGAGACCUCAUGUAGCACGUUUUCAUUAUUUUAAACACUAAAUCUGGAUCUGAUUCCUGUCCGCCUGCUUUUUAAAUCAUUUGUUUUUAAACAGGAAUUAUUGGGCAACUUUUAAUUGACAGGUUAAUUAAUGUGAAUGUUUGCCUCCACCUGUUCCUGCCGUGAACAAGUGGAACGCUGUGCUUUGUUUUAAAUCUAACGUCAUGUUGGAGUGGAAACGUCGGGUAUUUAUCUGGUGCUUUUUCCGAAAUGGGGAAACUUGAAUAUGAGGAAUCGUCUACAUUUCAUUCUGCUCUGAACUACAGAGGUUAAAGU